This is a messenger RNA of Moesziomyces antarcticus, 240 nucleotides long. RefSeq names its product DASH complex, subunit Dad4. Gene Ontology annotation, cellular component: mitotic spindle; DASH complex. The transcript has 3 exons. Lineage: Eukaryota; Fungi; Basidiomycota; Ustilaginomycetes; Ustilaginales; Ustilaginaceae. Gene Ontology annotation, biological process: attachment of spindle microtubules to kinetochore. The coding region runs from base 1 to 240 and encodes 79 amino acids. The record is from RefSeq and is a predicted model, not a curated record.
AUGGAGAAUCCACACGAGGAGAGGCAAUCGCUGCUUCUGGAGCGAAUCACCAAGAGCGUUCACCGCCUCAACGAAGCGCUGCAGGAGCUCGACCGAUCCGUAGUCGAGAUCAACAACCACAACCAGGCCGUCAUCAUCGUGUCGGAUCUUUCGGAAGCCUACCGUCGCAAUGCAGCAUUCAACCUGUACAACAUGGACGCUCAUGCCGAAGACGUGCAAGGAAAGAGCUCACUCGAGUAA